Messenger RNA from Dalotia coriaria, 1361 nucleotides. RefSeq names its product acyl-CoA Delta-9 desaturase-like. The transcript has 5 exons. NCBI's taxonomy places the organism in Eukaryota, Metazoa, Arthropoda, Insecta, Coleoptera, Staphylinidae. The coding region runs from base 35 to 1135 and encodes 366 amino acids. Gene Ontology annotation, molecular function: iron ion binding; stearoyl-CoA 9-desaturase activity. Gene Ontology annotation, cellular component: endoplasmic reticulum membrane. The record is from RefSeq and is a predicted model, not a curated record. Gene Ontology annotation, biological process: unsaturated fatty acid biosynthetic process.
AACGCAUACAUUAUUUUUUACAGUUUUAGUUAAAAUGUUCAAUCCACAAUAUGGAUUGUUAGAGACUCAAAUUAAAGAAAACAAAAUCUAUAAGAAUAUUAAAUCACAAGUUAGCACAGAAAGUUCGGAUGUUUCAGGAACGCAACAAAAGUGUGAAAGUUUUUCGAAAAAUUCCAGUGCUGAUAUAGUCUGGACCAAUGUCAUAGUUUUUGCUGUUUUGCACCUUUCCGCUUUGCAUGGAAUAUAUUUGAUUGUUUUUGAAAAGAAAUUUUUACUGCUUACGUUAGCAUUUAUUUAUUGCUUAUCACACGCACAAGGUAUAACAGCAGGUGCCCACAGAUUGUGGUCUCAUCGAUCGUUCAAAGUGAAACUUCCAUUGAAAAUUCUAUUAGUGUUUUUGCAAACUGCGUCUUUCCAGAAUAGUAUUUUUGUCUGGGCUAGAGAUCAUCGACUACACCAUAAAUAUACUGAUACUGACGCUGACCCGCAUAAUGCCAAACGAGGUUUCUUCUUUUCCCACAUGGGAUGGUUGUUUGUUCGAAAACAUCCGGAAGUAAUAAAAAAAGGUCGGUCAAUUGAUAUGUCUGAUAUUACAUCUGAUCCACUGUUAAUGUUUCAACACAGAUAUUAUCAAUACUUAAUGCCCAUUUGUGCCUUUAUUCUUCCGGUAUUUACAAUUCAAUAUUUAACUGGAGAAGAACUGAGUCAUUGUUGGGCAAUUGGAGGUUCAUUAAGGUACAUAUAUAGUGUGCAUAUGACUUGGUUGGUUAAUAGUGCUGCGCACAUUUUUGGAACAAAGCCAUACGAUAGAAAUAUUGGGCCAGUCGAGAAUGUUAUUGUAAGUCAUUUAACAUGUGGUGAAGGAUUUCACAAUUACCAUCAUGUCUUCCCCUGGGAUUAUAAAGCGGCUGAAUUGGGCAAUUAUACAUUUAAUUUCACGCUUUUUAUUAUCAAUUGUUUUGCGAAAAUUGGCUGGGCCUACGAAUUGAAGACUGUUUCUGAAAAAUUAAUUCGACAACGAGUGCAAAGAACUGGCGAUGGUAACUGGAAACAAAAUCAAGCAGAAUUGAUCUGGGGAUGGCAAGAUAAAAAUCUACCAAGUGAUCAUAAAAGUUUGGCUGAUAUUUAUAAAUAAACAAAUAUAUUCCAGCUAUUCUAAUAUUGAAGUAUUCAUCACUUUAAUUUAGGCAAUGUUGUUUGUCUUCUUGUAUGAUUGGAUGCAUACAGUGGAACAUAGGAUUUGAAAAAGUAGUAUUAUAAAAUGAUUUGUUUUUUGUUUUACGUAACGAAUUUUUGUUUUUGAUGUUUUUCAGUAUAAUAAAUAUUUGAGUGCGUUUGUGUUUGCGUAUUUAUGUUAAUAA